Molecule: messenger RNA, 1832 nt
Organism: Myripristis murdjan (pinecone soldierfish)
Lineage: Eukaryota; Metazoa; Chordata; Actinopteri; Holocentriformes; Holocentridae
Gene: mboat1
Product: membrane bound O-acyltransferase domain containing 1
Exons: 13
Coding region: 174-1730 (518 amino acids)
Biological process (GO): lipid modification
Cellular component (GO): membrane
Molecular function (GO): acyltransferase activity
Source: RefSeq, a predicted model, not a curated record
AGGAGGAGGGAUAGCUGUGAUUUUCUGCCUGGCCUCAUUCAACCCGUGGACUGGUCGGACUUAUCACGGAACGCCUCUGACGAACGAUGAAUUUCAGUCGUAGAAAAACGCAGUAAACGUCAGGAAAAAAAGUCAACCAGGAAUAAGAAAACGUCGCAACACAAAUACGCAAGAUGGGCGACCAGAUGGACGCUGCGUUUAAAACCACUGGAUCCAAGUGGCUGCUGCCUGUCAGUGAAUACUUCGGCUUUCCUCUGGAUCAGGUGAAUUUCCUGGCCUGCCAGCUGUUUGGCCUUGCUGCUGCCUUCUGGUUUCGUCUCUACCUCAGUCCCAGCCAUGCCAGUCCCCUGGUCCGGCAUGCUGUGGCCACUCUGCUUGGCAUCACCUUUGUUAUAUUCUGCUUUGGCUGGUAUUCAGCUCAUCUCCUGACUGUGGUGCUUUCAAGCUACUUGAUCAUCAUCAAAGCUGAUAUCAACAAUGUUCACAGGUAUUCUAUGGUCAUGGCUAUGGGCUACCUGACAGUGUGCCAAAUCAGCCGAGUCUUCAUCUUCAACUAUGGAAUACUAUCCACAGACUUCUCUGGGCCUCUGAUGAUAGUAACUCAGAAGAUCACCACGCUUGCUUUCCAGCUACAUGAUGGUAUGUGUAAGAAACCCGAAGAACUUAGCCCAGAGCAGAAGCGUCAAGCUGUAAAUGAGAGGCCCUCAUUAACAGAGUACCUGAGUUAUAAUCUGAACUUCCUGAGUGUCUUGGUGGGGCCUUGCAAUAACUAUAAGGACUACGUAGACUUUAUCGAGGGCCGACACAUCCGCAGGCGGCUCAGUCAGCACUCUGGGACCUGCAACGGCCAGAAUGGCUAUGAUAAGAUGCCCGACCCAUCACCUGUGAGUGCCGUCUGCCAUAAGCUCCUGGUCUGCUGUGGCUGCAUGCUGUUCUUCCUCAUUGUGACCAGAUCCUUGCCGAUCUCAUACAACGCUGACACCGACUUUGUCAGCCAUGCUCCCUUCCUCACCAGGCUCACCUACGCUUUCUUCUCCAUACAAGCAGCAAGGCCCAAAUUCUAUUUUGCCUGGACGCUAGCUGAUGCCAUCAACAACGGCGCAGGUUACGGUUUCAAGGGAAUAGAUGAAAAUGGGAAGCCAUCCUGGGACCUCAUCUGCAACCUCAACAUCUGGGGGAUCGAGACAGCGACCAGCUUCAAGACAUUCAUAGACAACUGGAAUAUUCAAACAGGAGUUUGGCUCAAAACUGUAUGUUAUGACCGAGCCCCCCGGUACCGUGUAGAAUUGACCUUUAUCCUGUCUGCCCUGUGGCAUGGCGUCUAUCCCGGCUACUACUUCACCUUCAUCACCGCCAUCCCCAUCACCAUGGCAGCGCGAGCCAUACGCAAGAAUUUCCGCCACCACUUCCUGUGCUCUCGAGGUGUGAAGCUAGUCUACGACAUUAUAACAUGGGCCGCCACUCAGCUGGCCAUCUGCUACACGGUUAUGCCUUUUCUACUGCUGGCAGUAGAACCCACUAUGGUUUAUUACAGGUCUAUGUACUUUCAUGUGCACAUCAUCAGCAUUCUGGUUGCGUUUGCCCUGCAUCAGAAACACAAACCUAGGGACCCCUGUGCCGCCACCAAAACGUUUUCCUCCUCCUCCUCCUCCUCCUCUUUCUGUUCCCCGUCUUCACGCUUGUCCCAGUGCCAGGCUGCUCACUCCAACAACAAUGUCAAAGGAGACUGAAAAAUCCUUCUCUGUUUUGCUGCCACUUCGCUUGGAGCUCAGUCCACGAUCUUCUCCUACAGACAAAUAAAUAUCCCCGAAAGGCAUUCAGCAAACUGAAAA